ACUCCAUUAAGGUUUGUAGUUUGUAACAUCAAAUACACACUAACAUCAAGAUUCAGUAGCUUGCUGUAGUCAUAGACGUUGAGAUUACUUACAAAUAGGGCUGACGAAGCCUGUGAGAGUUGCUGUGUUUGCUCUUCUUGUCAUGGCGUCUCCCGUCCUGAAAUCUCUCCUGCUACUCUCUUCUCUCUUCCUCUCAACAGCUUCUGCUCUCAACUCUUCUUCAAACUCUUUGGAAUCCCAUCUUUCUUCACUGAGAACAGUCUGCAAAUCCACACCUUAUCCCGAUGCCUGUUUUGACUCUCUGAAGCUCUCCAUCUCCAUUAACAUCUCUCCAAACAUUCUCACAUUUCUCCUGCAAUCCCUCAAAACAGCGUUAUCCCAAGGGCUGAAGCUGUCGUCUCUCUUCUCCAAUGCCGGCCAGGCGAAUCUCGUCGAAAAGCAGAGGGGCACCAUUCAAGAUUGCAGGGAGCUGCACCAGAUCACGUUGUCUUCCCUGAAGAAGUCCGUGUCCCGGAUCAGCUCAGCUGAUUCAAGAAAAUUGGCCGACGCCAGGGCGUUCCUGUCAGCUGCCCUGACUAACAAGGAAACAUGCUUAGAGGGCCUGAAUUUGGCUAGUGGUCCUUUGAAAUCGCCCCUGGUGAAUUCUUUGACGGAUACUUAUAUGCAUGUGAGUAAUUCCCUGUCAAUGCUGUCCAAGCCGGGCUCGCAGAGGGGCGGCAAUAACAGGCGGCUCCUUAGUUUUCCGCGGUGGUUGUCCAGGAAAGCUCGUCGGGUUCUGCAGAGUUCCGGUGACGAAUAUGAUCCGAGUGAGAUGCUAACAGUGGCAGCCGAUGGGAGUGGGAACUUUACGACUGUUUCUGAUGCUAUAAAUUUCACCCCGAACAACAGCAUGGACAGGAUUAUUAUAUACAUUAGGGAAGGGGUGUAUCAAGAAAAUGUGGAGAUUCCGAGCUGGAAGCCCAACAUUGUCUUGCUUGGAGAUGGGAGUGGUGUUACUGUGAUUACCGGGAACAGAAGUGUGGCUGAUGGUUGGACCACUUUCAGAUCUGCUACUGUCGCUGUAUCUGGGGAGGGGUUCCUGGCUCGUGACAUAACGUUCGAGAACACAGCAGGACCAGAGAAGCACCAGGCUGUAGCCCUUCGCAUUAAUGCAGACUUGGCCGCCGUCUACAGAUGCACCAUCACCGGCUACCAAGACACAUUAUAUGUCCAUUCCUUCAGACAGUUCUAUAGAGAAUGCGACAUCUAUGGAACCAUAGACUACAUUUUCGGAAAUGCAGCAGUUGUCUUUCAGGGGUGUAACAUAGUUUCCAGAAUGCCGAUGCCAGGCCAAUUCACCGUGAUCACAGCGCAAUCCAGGGAUUCCCCUGAUGAGGACACUGGAAUGUCAUUGCAGAACUGUACGAUCUUGGCUACAGAUGACUUGUACUCCAAUUCCAGCACUGUCACGAGCUACUUAGGCAGGCCCUGGAGAAACUACUCCAGGACGGUUUACUUGGAGUCGUAUAUUGAUGACUUCAUUGCACCGGAGGGAUGGACUAAUUGGGUGGGUGAUCAAGGCCUGGACACUUUGUAUUACGGAGAGUAUGAAAAUUACGGCCCUGGAUCAAGCACUGAUAAUCGCGUUUCUUGGCCUGGUUACCAUGUAAUGGACUAUUACGACGCGUCUAACUUUACAGUUUCCCAGUUUAUAACUGGAGAGGAAUGGCUGGAUUCAACUUCGUUUCCUUAUGACGAUGGGGUUUAAUUUGGGCUCAAUUAGACUGUUUGCUUUAUUGUUGGAUGCAACGGUAACCUGAUUUCUCUUGUACAUGAGUUGAAAGAAUAUGUACGAGGAUUCGGCAAUUUUACUAAUUAGCAGCAGAAAGCAUAAAUGUAAAUAAAGCCUUCUGGUUUUGCAAUUUUUCUAA
Molecule: messenger RNA, 1910 nt
Organism: Sesamum indicum (sesame)
Lineage: Eukaryota; Viridiplantae; Streptophyta; Magnoliopsida; Lamiales; Pedaliaceae
Product: Plant invertase/pectin methylesterase inhibitor superfamily
Biological process (GO): cell wall modification
Molecular function (GO): pectinesterase activity; enzyme inhibitor activity
Source: RefSeq, a predicted model, not a curated record